GGACCUGCUGGGGGCAGGACCCGGGGAGCAAGAUGGCCACGGUCAUCCCCGGCCCCCUGAGCCUAGGCGAGGACUUCUACCGCGAGGCCAUCGAGCACUGCCGCAGCUACAACGCGCGCCUGUGCGCCGAGCGCAGCCUGCGCCUGCCCUUCCUUGACUCGCAGACCGGCGUGGCCCAGAACAACUGCUACAUCUGGAUGGAGAAGACCCACCGCGGCCCGGGUUUGGCCCCCGGACAGAUCUAUACGUACCCGGCCCGCUGUUGGAGAAAGAAACGGAGGCUCAACAUCCUGGAAGACCCCAGACUCCGGCCCUGCGAGUACAAGAUCGACUGUGAAGCACCGCUGAAGAAGGAGGGUGGCCUCCCCGAAGGGCCAGUCCUUGAGGCUCUCCUGUGUGCCGAGACAGGGGAGAAGAAGAUAGAGCUGAAGGAGGAGGAGACUAUUAUGGACUGCCAGAAACAGCAACUACUGGAGUUUCCGCAUGAUCUUGAAGUGGAAGACCCAGAGGAUGACAUGCCCAGGAGGAAGAACAGGGCCAAAGGAAAGGCAUACGGCAUCGGGGGGCUCCGGAAACGCCAGGACACCGCUUCCCUGGAGGACCGAGACAAGCCGUAUGUCUGUGAUAUCUGUGGGAAACGGUAUAAGAACCGGCCAGGGCUCAGCUACCACUACACCCACACCCACCUGGCUGAGGAGGAGGGGGAGGAGAACGCCGAACGCCACGCCCUGCCCUUCCACCGGAAAAACAACCAUAAACAGUUUUACAAAGAAUUGGCCUGGGUCCCUGAGUCACAGAGGAAACACACAGCCAAGAAGGCGCCUGACGGCACUGUCAUCCCCAACGGCUACUGCGACUUCUGCCUGGGGGGCUCCAAGAAGACAGGGUGUCCUGAGGACCUCAUCUCCUGUGCUGACUGUGGGCGAUCAGGACACCCCUCGUGUUUACAGUUCACGGUGAACAUGACGGCGGCCGUGCGCACCUACCGCUGGCAGUGCAUCGAGUGCAAGUCCUGCAGCCUGUGUGGCACCUCGGAGAACGACGGUGCCAGCUGGGCGGGUCUCACCCCCCAGGACCAGCUGCUGUUUUGUGACGACUGCGAUCGGGGUUACCACAUGUACUGCCUGAGUCCCCCCAUGGCGGAGCCCCCGGAAGGGAGCUGGAGUUGUCACCUCUGUCUUCGGCACCUGAAAGAGAAGGCGUCUGCCUACAUCACCCUCACCUAGGCCUGGCUCUGGCUCGCCCGGAUCUCUGGGGUGAUGCCUGCCUACCUGCCUCUCCUCUUGGAGCUCCUCCACUCUCUCCCCAUCCUUAACGCCCCACAGUGGGAGGGGCGGGGGGAGCCAGAGAGGGGGCCGGGCCACCCCCUCCCCUCUGAGCAAGUGGAAUGUUUGCCCUGUGGGUUGGUGGGCCCAGCAGGGUCCUCUCCCUUCCUCCCUCCUUCCUCACCCCCUUGGCAAAUGGGUACCAGGGCCUUCUGCUCCCCUCAAAGCCAUACCCC
Dama dama (fallow deer) is the source of this 1501-nucleotide messenger RNA. RefSeq names its product double PHD fingers 1 (gene DPF1). The transcript is spliced from 12 exons. The record is from RefSeq and is a predicted model, not a curated record. Gene Ontology annotation, cellular component: nBAF complex. Gene Ontology annotation, biological process: nervous system development. Lineage: Eukaryota; Metazoa; Chordata; Mammalia; Artiodactyla; Cervidae. Bases 33 to 1226 code for a protein of 397 amino acids.